Pyricularia grisea is the source of this 1955-nucleotide messenger RNA. RefSeq lists its product as uncharacterized. The coding region runs from base 747 to 1889 and encodes 380 amino acids. The transcript has 6 exons. The record is from RefSeq and is a predicted model, not a curated record. NCBI's taxonomy places the organism in Eukaryota, Fungi, Ascomycota, Sordariomycetes, Magnaporthales, Pyriculariaceae.
AAUCAGUUGACCCCUACUGCCGAUCAGGCUACUGUCAAUCCUUGAAAUCGCUGUUUUUGUUUUAACCUUUUUUUCCCACUCUUCCCAGAUCAGGUUUGCUUUUCACCCACCUCCAUGCUUAUCAUUAUCUGACUUGGUCUACUUAUUGCUUGGAUCAUAUACUAAGUAAGUUGGUGGUACCAUCCCGCCUGUACCGUACCCCCUCGCAGUCUGUUCUCAACUGCUUCGAUACAAGUUAAGCAUUUUUUUUACCACGCGCGCACACCCUGGCAUCCACACACCUUCGAGCACCGAACCACAAAGCGAUACCGACGAAACCCCAACUACACCCUCCGCGAGGCACCUGCUUCCAGUCUUUCAACCUCUUUCGUCCAAAGGGCACUGCCGCCAAAUGCACCAAGACUUGCUCUUGUGCCGUCCGAAUAUAGGCUGCAACCUCAAUCUUUAGCAAGAGUCUAUUCUUGCCUGUGUUUGCUCUGGCCCUGCCAGGGGGUCAACAGUCGCGGACCCGGUCUCCGGGAUCAAAGUGGGUCUUGGUCUCCCGGCCGCUAUCCUAUCGACUUGGAGCACGCAACCAUCCGACGUUCCACUGCGACCAGGACGUAACAAAACGAAGAACAGCCAGCCGUCUCUGGUCCAGCUUCAAUGGAGAUGGCUUCUGGUUCAUCUGGCUCGUCUUCCUUCUCAUCCAAUGUCCGUUACCCUCCAUCAUACCGCCAAGCGCAAACGAGCCCCUUAGACCCAAUAUGGACGCCGGCAACGACAUCAACCGCCUCUGCGCCGACAUCAUACUCCUCAGAGGCCCCAACUCCGUUACGCCCACGUUCUGGGUGACGAUUUUGUCGGCUCUCAUACUUGGAGCAGUUCUCGACCUUGGCCCGCCAGGCUACCAAGCAACAAUUACCCUCUUCCAACAAACAGUAGACGAGAUAACGGUGUAUCUUGGACCGUGGGAAAUAGAGAGUGCCGGCCCAGAUCACCGGCGACUAUCUUGGCAAUGCAGCUACGAAGGAGAGGUCCUUGAACACUAUCUACCAUCCAGCAACCCCUCUGACACGUUCCCACUCUCGCUCCAUGCACACCACAGGCGCUUUGAGAGCCCUCAUGAUAUGGAGCUUUAUCUGAGCUUCAGCUCGCCUCAGCGUAUCCGGUACACGGCAGCAGAUGGGACUGUCAUGCAUGAUGCUGUCGUCGACGUUAACUAUGUGUUGGCAACAUUCGAGGGCUCACUUCGCUUCCAGAGCGAUCUUCGCGAGCGCGAAUUGGUCGACUUCUUUGACAUGGACGUGGUUUGGUCCGAUCGUGAAGGCCGUACCGACUCCUUUGGCUCUGUCAAGGGUAUCGCCACUGGCCUAAGAAUGAAGCUGUGGAAGGACAGAUAUUCGUCGCAGCAUACCAUUGCCCUGUUGGGACGCGAUUGUCGCCCACGCGAGUAUUGGAUUGCAGCUUUUGAUGGUGAAGUCAAGAGUCGUGAUGAUAGACAUAGGAGGUUGAAGCUGAAUGUCAUCGCACGGCGCGGGAGUGCACAUGAGACUACCUCAGGGUCGUCAUCGCGAAGACCUUCGUUUUCUUCUUUCCGAAGCCGCACGCGAUCGAUGGACGAUAACAAUGGAGCUGGAAACUCUCAAGCAUCUUCGGCGCACGACCCUGUGCAAAGGCCCAACUUCCGCUACCUUGGAAUGCAAUUCACUCGGACUGCCGAUUUCGAGCGGUUUAUAGAGCAGUGGACUACUUUGCACGCAGAAGAAAGGCAAUUUGGCGAAUACACUAUGGGGCAAUAUGGACUGCCUUCAGGGGCUCCGAGAGCUAGCGUCUUCGAGCUCCCAGCCGAAACCUAUCAAAUGCUAGAGACGGUGGAGGAACCAGACAACAGUAUGAUGCAAGACUGAUGGAGAUCUGGUCCAAAAAAAAAAAAAAAUACAAAUGCAUGGCGGGAUAUUUUCAACACCGUGGUA